UUUAGUUUCGAUUGUACCGUGCAUAUACCAUAUACCAUGAGAACUGGGUGGAACUUUACGGGCCUGCUCGCCCUGGUCAGCCUUCUGGCUCUACAGGAGCCCACGGAAGCGAUGAGGAUGCGCGGGGAGUCGCUUCCGGGCGUGGCCAAUGUGAAUAGGCAUCGCUCCAGCGAAGAGGUGGCUGGUCCACAAGGUCGGGUGGCGGGAGGAUCCACCGCCACCGAGGGAAGUUGGCCCUGGAUUGUGAGCAUCCAGAAUGUCUACUCGUAUCAUGUCUGCGGCGGCGUUAUCAUUGAUAAACGAUAUGUGGUCACUGCUGCCAGUUGCGUGGCGGGAUUGAGAGCCCGUAACCUGCUGGUGGUCACCGGAACCUCGGAUUGGUGGGACCUGUAUGCCCUGUACUACACUGUCUCCCAGAUCCAUGUGCACUGCAACUUUGACAAGCCGCUGUAUCACAACGAUAUAGCCCUGCUGUAUCUAUCGGAAGACAUCGUGUUCGAUGAUGUGACCAAGAAUAUAACUUUGGCGGAUAUCGAUGAGUUGCAGGUGGGCGACAAGCUGACCUUUGCGGGGUGGGGCAGUACGGAGGCCCAGGGCACCUUUGGUCGCUAUCUGCAGGAGUCCUCCGGCACCUAUCUUCCGCUGGACGAGUGCCGCAAUAUUUUGGAGAACGACGACGAUGUGGAUCUGGGCCAUGUCUGCGUCCAAAUGGAAGCGGGCAAGGGCGCCUGUCACGGCGACACCGGCGGUCCGCUCAUCGACGAGCAACAGCGCCUGGUGGGCAUCGGCAAUUGGGGCGUGCCCUGUGGACGUGGCUAUCCGGAUAUGUAUGCCCGGGCCGCCUUCUACAACGAUUGGAUUCGCACCACCAUGAACGGGUGUAAGAUCGCCUAGUCAUUGGCCACCUCCUAUCUGUGCACUGAGGAAAAUUUGAUUUAUUCGAUUGACAAUGUAUUUCUUUAUAUGAUUAAAUAUGAUUUACUCAAUUGGCAA
Messenger RNA from Drosophila rhopaloa, 993 nucleotides. RefSeq names its product chymotrypsin-2. Gene Ontology annotation, biological process: proteolysis. Gene Ontology annotation, molecular function: serine-type endopeptidase activity. The transcript is spliced from 2 exons. Bases 37 to 894 code for a protein of 285 amino acids. The record is from RefSeq and is a predicted model, not a curated record. Lineage: Eukaryota; Metazoa; Arthropoda; Insecta; Diptera; Drosophilidae.